CUUGGUGACGACAAACAAUCUGGGAGGUGGGUUCUGGCAGCUUCCGCUGGAUUCUCAAUUCAUCACCCGACGUACUCCCGAGCUCCACCGCAACAGGUGCGAGCUCGACAUAUCUAUCUAUCAUUCACGACACAAAACCACCACCACCAUCAUAACAGAAGUAGGACAGAUUUCACACUGAAUUCAAAAGCUCCCAUCUUUUUCUUUCUUUCUUGUCUUUCUUUCUUUUGUUUUUCUUCCAUCUUUUCGGUCCGCGUGGCUAGCUUGGGCAGAUUCUUUAGAAAGCAAGAGCCACCCGGUGGUAUAGCUCUCAGCUCCGAGACAAGGGGAUUGGUGGGUUGGAGGGAUGGGGGUGGAUUACUACAAGUUGUUGGGGGUGGAUAGGAGCGCCAAAGACGACGACUUGAAGAAGGCCUACAGGAAGCUGGCCAUGAAGUGGCAUCCCGACAAGAACCCCAACAACAAGAAAGAAGCUGAGGCCAAGUUCAAGCAGAUCUCCGAGGCUUAUGAGGUCCUCAGUGACCCCCAGAAGAGAGCAGUGUAUGAUCAGUGUGGUGAGGAGGGUCUAAAGGGUCAAGUGCCGCCCCCUGAUGCCGGCGGCUUUGGCCCUGGCGGCACUACCUAUUUCUCGACUGGAGAGGGGCCAACGUCGUUCCGGUUCCACCCCCGAGAUGCGGACGAUAUCUUCGCUGAGUUUUUUGGGUUCUCAAGCCCCUUCGGCGGCAUGGGAGGAAUGGGUGGCGGCAGCGGCGGCGGAAUGGGAGGGUCGAGGUUCUCGAGUAGUAUAUUUGGGGAUGAUGUCUUUAGUCCCUUUGGAGGAGGAGGAGGUGGAGGAGGGUCAAUGCACCAAGCAGCUCCCAGGAAAGCUCCUCCUAUUGAGAACAGGUUGCCCUGUAGUCUAGAGGAUCUCUAUAAAGGGACUACCAAGAAAAUGAAGAUUUCCAGGGAGAUUGCUGACAUGAGCGGAAGAACUAUGCAGGUAGAGGAGAUCUUAACCAUUGACAUAAAGCCAGGUUGGAAAAAGGGAACCAAAAUCACCUUCCCUGAGAAAGGCAAUGAGCAGCCAAAUGCCAUACCGGCCGAUCUCGUCUUCAUAAUUGACGAGAACCCGCACAGCGUGUUUACCCGCGAUGGAAACGACUUGAUCGUCACGAAAACCAUAUCCCUGGCCGAGGCCUUAACAGGUCUCACGGUCCAUCUCACAACAUUAGAUGGCAGGAGCUUGACCAUCCCUAUCAGCAAUGUGAUUCAUCCGAACUAUGAGGAGGUAGUUCCGAGGGAGGGGAUGCCUCUCCAGAAGGACCCAACAAAGAAAGGUAACUUGAGGAUCAAGUUCAACAUCAAGUUCCCAACGAGGCUAACAUCUGAGCAGAAGGCUGGGAUCAAGAAACUUUUGGGUGCUUGAGAAGACGCAGUUGAUGGAGUCCGAACGAGGUGAUGUGAAUAUUAGGUCAAGCUGCUUGGUUUUGCAAGGUCGGAGAAAUUACAGCGGAUGUUCUUUCUGGCAGCAAUUUGGGGUUCAGUUUAUUGGCAUUUACUUACGUUACGUCACUGUCCUAAUUGAGAGUUACAGAUAGGUUCUUUUGACAUGAAAAAUGAUAUAUAUUUGUUGUGCUUGAGAAGCGAUAUCUGUAGAUUCAAGCAGACUAGCGUCCCGUCGGUUGAUUCUGUUACCUGUAUGUAUGUAAUAAAGUAUCUAUGUUUUAACUUAUCUUUCGUAUAAUUUAAUUGCUGAUGCCAAGACAAUCGUCGAUAGAGAGGCUGCCAUGUUCCUUUCAA
This is a messenger RNA of Rhodamnia argentea, 1779 nucleotides long. Its product is annotated as dnaJ homolog subfamily B member 13. The record is from RefSeq and is a predicted model, not a curated record. Bases 347 to 1405 code for a protein of 352 amino acids. NCBI's taxonomy places the organism in Eukaryota, Viridiplantae, Streptophyta, Magnoliopsida, Myrtales, Myrtaceae. The transcript is spliced from 4 exons. Gene Ontology annotation, cellular component: cytosol. Gene Ontology annotation, molecular function: protein-folding chaperone binding.